CUAGCAUACGCAAUCUAGCAUGUGAAGCUUUGAGUGACACUAAAAAUUGCUUCGUGUUACAGUGAGCGUAGUAGGAACGCGUAGGUCGUCUCGAAUUGUGCUUUAAAUAUAAACCACAGAUCGAUCUCUUUAGCAGUGUCUAUCGUGUUAUGGAGCGUUUAUAGGAAAGCCWAUUCACUGUUAAUGUGCUAUUGAUUUCUAAACCAGGGAACGAACUCAACCACUGUGGGAUGGUGGAGAUGUGGACGCGCGGUGUCUGCGCUACUGUAAUAUACACAUGUUUGUACAGCCUGGCUUUUCUUAAACUUUUAGGAACAGUGGAUGCGUCGGAUCUUACUAUCAAAGCGAAGAAAGCUCAACUGGAGGUCAAUGUGGGUAAGACUGCUUCGUUAAUAUGGUCAUACAAUACCGGCGGUCAACAAUAUGAUGCUAUACUCUGGGGCAAAGCAGACAAACAAGGGAUAAAUUUUCARGCCAUUUACUAUGCGAAAACGCCAGACGAAUCCUCACCAGUCAAAUCUAAAGACUUAGACUCGAGCCUCUCGCCUCGCGUGAAAAUUUCCGAUGGAUCAUCUUUGGUCAUCUCAGACGCAAAGCUCUCCGACGAGGGCUUCUACCUCUGUGAGAUUCGAACGCAGUUUGUAACUGUCAAGGAGAAAAUAUUUCUGCGAGUUUAUGACCCAGCGAAAAUUGUCACCCACCCUCCGCCAUUAUUGGAAUACAAUGAAGGUCGUCAAGAAAAGGUUGUGUGCAAAGCUAAGGGGAAACCAAGACCCGAGGUUCAGUGGUUUAAGAAUGGAAAACUUGUGGCCAAGCGAAAAGGCAAACUGGAAAUCCCUUUCAAUCCAGUUACCGAUGAUGAUAUGGCGCAGUAUAAAUGUUUGGCAGUAAACAAGGGAGGAAAAGCCGAAGUGUAUACAAAUAUCACAGUUUUCUUUAAACCAAAAGCAACUACUUUCAAAACAGAUGCCAGCGCAAACACUGUCAGUUUAGGUACACGCGUGAACUUCAUGUGCCAGGCAAAGGGCUAUCCUAAGCCAGAAUACAAGUUUUUUAUAAGAAGAAAGGGAAAAAAAGAAAUACCGUUGGGUUAUCGAGAUGCGGAGAGAAGUGGAAAAAUUUCUAAUGUUGUUGUUGUGGACAAUACAUUCUAUGGCACGUAUAUCUGYAUUCCUUAUAACAAACAUGGCCARGGACCACGGUCUGAGGUUACKCUUUAUGUGAGAUAUCCACCAGUAAUAAACCGAACUGCCUCCAGUGUACGAGUGGCAGCAUGGAAAGGCUACAACGCGACUCUCCUGUGCGUGGCCGAUGGAAAUCCUCAGCCAAAGUACAAAUGGAUAAAUUCCAGCGGUCCUGUGGCUGAAUCCGAAGUAGAUGGAACKCUGAAGAUUACGCCGACAGACGAUAGCGCGUUUGGGGAUUAUACUUGCGAAGCGUUUAAUUCACGCGGUAGAGACUCGCACACCGUAACAGUCAUUAAAGUGGAUCGACCUGGUCCAAUUAAUGUUGCCAUUCUGGUAAAGACCAAAGAUAGUAUCAGGUUUCAGUGGACUGUUCUGGACAACGGACAAAGUGAAAUAACACAUUUCACAGUCAAGUGGAGAAAGAAAGGAACGAACGCGUGGAAUAUUGAGACACUACAAGCUUACGAAUCMGACUAUGARCUGAAGAAAUUAAACGCUUAUACUUCGUAUCAAAUACGAGUUUUAGCCUCGAAUAAAUAUUUCACUAGCUUACCGAAAGACAUUUAUGGGAGAACCAUUGAAGCAGAACCAACAAAACCUUACGAUGUGAUUGGCUUUCCCGUUAAUCGUUCAUCCAUCAGUAUCAACUGGAGGGAGCCRAGAAAGAAGAACUCAAAACGUCUUGGYGGCUAUACUGUAUUUUACUGCAGGCGCCAGGACUGCGUAGAACUCGUCAAUAGAAUGCCACGCGUCUCUGUAGCCCAUAAUUUUACAUGGACUGUGAUUGGUGGGCUGCAAGCCUUCUCUAACUAUACUGUCAAGGUCAGGGCUUUUAAUGAUGCAGGCUGGGCGGACAGUGAUCCUAUUCUGGUAACGACGAAAAUGGCAGCUCCAUCGAUUCCUGAAGAUUUCAAGGUCAAUUCAAGUGGCUUCAGCGUGACAUUAAAAUGGAAUCGACCACGCCUAUUGAACGGUCACGUKGCAAAAUUCCGCAUUAUGUUACGAUGGAGAUUGCGUGACUUAUCCAUAUACAACGAUGAGAUCAUAGACGUUCCCGCUUCCUUGUCAACAAUAGCAMAAGUAAAACGAAAACGUCGUUCAAAUAAGUUAAAAGUUAAASGAAAACGACGAUCAACACGAAAGGCUUUGACUGUCAGAGUCCGGAAACUGAGACCUUAUCGUGAAAUUAGUAUUAGCGGUUUAAGGCCCUAUUCUAUGUAUAUAUUAAGCGUCGCGGAAGGAACUGGAAACGGACACUCUGGUGUACUUUGGGGACCUUACAGCAGUCAAGAGCUKCUAUCCAUGCCUCAAGGAGCUCCUAGUCCUCCAGAGAAAGUAGAAGCGUUCUCAGUUGGUCUAAGCACCAUCAAAGUGUCGUGGGAAAAGCCGUCAUUUCCUAAUGGCAAAAUACGACARUAUGCCAUCGUGUACUCUAACACAAGUGGCAUCAAUUAUACCUUAAUAGUCAGAAAGGAUAUUAAGAAUGAAGCAUUUAAAUAUGAAAUAACGGGAUUACGUCCCUUUACGCCGUAUCGAGUUACGGUGAGAGCUUAUACGAUAUAUCCAGGGCCUUAUAGUGAGCCUGUUUUUGUUACCACUGGAUCGAAAGCUUCAGUGUCCGACACAGCACGACGCGAGAGCGAGGUGGACUCGGGCUCGCUAUUUGGAGGCGUGUUUGCAGGGAUAAUUCUCUUUGCAUUUGUUAUUAUCAUAGUUGUAUUAAUAGUAAGAAAUCGUAGACGGAAACGAGACUCGACCGAACUCAAAGGUAAUCGAUAUGGAGUCGCUAACUCAAACGAUAGUGGAAUCGGAGAGAARGAAUCACUCGAUAAUGUCCCGGGAGUCAAGUUCCUACAUUCAGGAAGAAGAGGCUCAGAAGAAGUGAUUGGCCCUGGCGGGUUUGCUACAUUGAGACCCAUACCGCUGAACAAGCUCUACGACUACUGCAGGCUCAACCAUGCCAACAACAACAAGUUGUUUAGAGAAGAGUUCAUAUCUAUACGUCCUGCUGAGCUAUCCUCCGAAAUCAGUAUACGAGACAAUAACAGACCCAAAAACAGAUAUCAAAAUAUUUUAGCUUAUGACCACACUAGAGUGAUUCUUUCAGAAAUCGAAGGUGUCAAUUCGUCURACUAUAUUAACGCCAACUUUGUUGAUGGUUAYAACUGUCCCAAGAAGUUCAUCGGUACGCAGGGACCUGUUUCAAACACGUUUGACGACUUCUGGAGGAUGAUAUGGGAAUACUCGUGUACUGCUGUUGUUAUGGUUACGAAUAUUGUUGAACGGGGAAAGGUUAAGUGUCUGAAAUACUGGCCGAGCGCCAGUCCUGAGGAGUACGGCUCCUUUGUCGUCACACCUCURGAGGAGGAAGAACUGUCCCAUUACGUCAUACGAAAGUUCACAAUUGCCAUGAACGAUAACGAAGAGCAGCCACCACGUCAAGUUGUCCAGUACCAUUACACUGCCUGGCCAGACCAUGGUGUACCAUCCCAUGCCACGUCACUACUGGCCUUUAUUCGUCGUGUAAGGGCGUCUAUUGGCGGAGAUCCUGGACCAAUAGUAGUGCAUUGCAGUGCCGGCGUGGGAAGGACUGGGACCUACAUUGUUCUUGACGCCAUGAUGGAUCAAAUGGCCAGUGAGUGCGUUGUGGAUCCUUAUGGAUUUGUUAAUCAUAUAAGGCAGCAACGGAAUUUGAUGGUCCAGACAGAGGCUCAGUACAUAUUCCUUUACGAUGCUCUCCUGGAAGCGAUCAAAUGCGGUUCAACAGAGUUUAAAGUCCAAGAAUUACACGAGAAAUUAAAACAGUUGCUGUCAAUAGACCCACAGACGGGCGAACCGAUUAUGGUUGAAGAAUUUAAGAAUCUUGAUAUUGGUGAUACCGAAGCCGAUACGUUYGAUGCUGCUUCUUUACUUGAAAAUAAAUCAAAGAAUAGACACGCCAUUCUACCAUACGACCGAACAAGAGUCAAACUAUGGCCAUACGCUGGUGUUAUUGGAUCGGAUUAUAUCAACGCAAGCUUUAUYGAUAGUUACCAACAGCGCGAGGCAUUCUUAGCAACCCAGUCCCCACUCCAAAGCACGCUUGGGGAACUGUGGCGAAUGAUCUGGGAAUACGAAUCUUACUCAUUGGUCAUGCUUAACCAGGACAUUGAAAAUGAUAAGGGUCAGUCUUACCUUCCAAAUAAGGGUGAAUUUGUGGUGUACGGUCUGCUUAUGGUCGAGAUCGAGUCACGUGAAGAUAAAGAUGGCUACUCUAAAAGACUUCUUAAGGUUACAAAUACUAAGAGUGGAGAAGUACGAAAAGUAUUCCACUUUCAAUUUUAUAAYUGGGAGGAAAGCGGUGUCCCGAAAGAUGGCAAAAUGCUUAUUGAUAUGCUGAAGCACAUUGCGCGUGCGCAGCAACAAACUGGAAAUGGACCAAUGACAGUCCAUUGCAGUGAUGGUAGUGGUCGUACCGGUACAUUCUGYGCUAUAAGUAUCGCUCUAGAGCGAGUCAAACUAGAUGGUACCAUUGAUAUGUUUCAAACAGUUCGAAACUUAAGAACACAGCGUCCACUAAUGGUCCAAACAGAGGAGCAAUACAAGUUCUGUUACGACGUUGUACGACUCUUCGUAGAAGCUUACAACGAUUAUGCAAAUUUUAAAUAGAAAAUUAUGAAUCAGAAGAAUUUUAUAUCUCCGAAGAAGAAAAAUUACAAGACGAUAAUGAAGAAGAGAAAGAGUUGCUCUUGCUUAGUGAAAUUGGAAAUUGUAUACAGUGAAGGCGACAGAAAGGUUAGGAGAAGUAUUUUAUCGUGAAAGAACAACCAAGAAGUCAAAAAAGUUACAUUGUGAAUUGUGUACAUUGAAAAAGACAGAGAACGAGAAAAGCUCAUGAAUGGAGUUUUAACCUCACAGAAGUGAGUUCUCAGAGUAGAGAAAUUUUCUGUUGUAGGCACACAGAGAAUGAUAUUUUUGUAAUUGUAUAGUAAGCAAAUGGUAUCGAAAACAGCAAAGGCGAAGUAUCAUGGAAGGAAAAACACCAUUUGCAACAACCAAGUAAGAUUUUUAUAGUAAAAAAAAAAUCGAACAAGACAGAUUUGGAAAAGCCAGAAUACUCGGACUGGAUAUCCAGUAUGCUAGAUCAAACAAUUUUGGUUUACUAAAGACCAACAGAAUCCAUUAUAAAUACGUAAAGCACUCAAAAUACUAAAAAUAAUCCUUUUUGAUCUAUAAUUCUUCUUUGCUAUUGCUUAAUUUAGAAAUAACUGUAACGAAAUAAUCAGCAUGCUUUUUGUGUCUGUACUCUUUAAAGUCAUUACAAAGAUUGGUCAUCCUUUUGAAAUUUUAACUGAAUUGGUCUCUAUGUUGUACAAAGCUGAUCAAAAAUCCACUUAGAAUCGCUCUUAGGGAGUUGAGAACUGCAAAUUAUUAGCUUCUUAAGGCAUGUUUACACUUUCGAUUUUUGCCGCAAGAUUUUUCGGGACUGAUUUGCAGAAAAUAUAAUAGAUUUUGUCUUAUCUUUUUAAGGAGACGCUUAGUUAGCUCAUCUCGGUGCACUGAUAAAUCGUUUAAGUUAAUUCUUUAGCAUUAUAUGAGUUUCUAAAAUAUUUAGGAUACUACGUGCGCUGUGAUUGGUCGAAAACCAUGUUUGAUUAACAGUAUCAAAACACGCUCGUUUCAUAUC
Molecule: messenger RNA, 5853 nt
Organism: Exaiptasia diaphana
Lineage: Eukaryota; Metazoa; Cnidaria; Anthozoa; Actiniaria; Aiptasiidae
Product: receptor-type tyrosine-protein phosphatase delta
Biological process (GO): protein dephosphorylation
Molecular function (GO): protein tyrosine phosphatase activity; protein binding
Source: RefSeq, a predicted model, not a curated record